GAGACGGGCCAAUCAUAGACUGAAUACAACCCGUCUAUGGGGCUAAGGGGGGGUUAAUGUCUUUAGAAAGACAGGUCUACGCACCUAGAGGACUUCCCUAUACAGUUGGAAACCAUGGCGGUCCUUCGCAGCCUCCGUGUGCUCCUCCUCGCCCUCUGUGUGUUCAUGAUAACGGCUGCUGAUGGAAACAGUCCAGUGAAGGUGGAAGAAGGCCGUGAUGUGGUUUUACCCUGUUCCCUCAGCUCCAAGGAGAACAUUGAGUCAAAGCUGUUUGACUGGAAGAAAGAGGGUAAAAUGGAGGUGUUCAUAUAUGAAGGAGGCCUUACUUAUGGUAAUGGAUAUACAGGUCAAGAUAAACAGUUUGUAGGUCGAGUCUCACAUUUUCCAGAAGAACUGAAGAACAGCAACGCCUCCAUAAAGAUCACAAAAACCAAGAAGUCUGACAGUGGAAACUACACCUGUGAUUUUCCUAGACUUCAGCCCAGACAGACGUUCAACAUUCAGCUUGUUGUUGGUCAGAGAGUCAUCGUGUCUGUGGAAGAAGGAGGAGAUGCUGUGUUACCAUGUUCCCUCAGCACCAAGGAGAACAUCGAGAACAUGGUGUUUGACUGGAAGAAAGACGAUCAGAAGGAGGUGUUCUUUUACGAUAAAGGCAAGCAUUACAACAAGGGCCGAACAGGUCAAGAUGAGCACUUCAAAGGACGAGUUUUUCAUUUUGAAGAUGAGCUGAAACAUGGAAACGCCUCCAUUAAAGUCACUAAAACAAAGAUGGCCGAUAAUGGGAGCUACACCUGUAUCUUCCCAAAUAAACAAAUCUCCUACAUCCAGCUGUUUGUAGGUGCAGCUCCUGAACCAUCAGUCACAAUCCUGGAUCAAUCAAAGGACUGGUCUCUGCUUCAUUGUGUCGUUAAAGGAGCUUCUCCUAAACCUGCCGUGGAGUGGAGGAACAGUUCUGGAAACAUCAUUCAGUCUAAAGAAGCACAGGUCACAGAAAGAGGAGGCAGCUACGACAUCAUCCUCCAAACUACUGUGACCAAGACCGACAACUACAGCUGUGUAGUUACACAGGAGGAGAUCCACCACCAGACUGAGGCCAAGAUCUUCGUACACAUCAGUGGUGCAUCCUCAAAGCCGUCUGUCACCAGCCUUAAAUCCGAGAGAGGAGCUCUGCUGCGGUGUGAGGUGUAUGGAGCUUCUCCUAAACCUGUCGUAGAGUGGAGGGACAGUUCUGGAAACAUCCUUCAGUCUGAAGAACCACAGGUCACAGAAAGAGGAGGCAGCUACAACAUCAUCCUCCAAACUACUGUGACCAAGACCGACCACUACAGCUGUGUAGUUACACAGGAGGAGAUCCACCACCGGUCUCAAACUGAGAUUUAUGUGACUCCUAAUGGUGAGUCCUCUACUGGAUGGAUUGUUGCUGCUGUUGUUAGCACUCUAUUGGUGGUUGGUGUUGUUGUCCAAGCUGUUCUUGUCGCCACAGGUCGAACCAAUUGUAAAAAAGACGAGGAGAAGAGAGAGACCAUCAAAGAAACUGAAUCAGGACUUCUACCCGCAUGAAGUCAGGAGGAUCACAGUGGGUCAUUUCACACCUUUUGGGAUAAGAUACCAACACUGAAACUCAAAACAUUUUCUGAUUCAAUCCUGAGACCAAGUGAAAAGUCAGAACGAGUAUUUAUUUAUUUGUGAUCAUAAAUUUCUAAGGACACACAUAGAUUUUGUUUCUUGUAACUUCUGCUGGCAUGGCUGUAUCCAAAUACUUCCUGCUGUUUUUCAAAUGACUCUUACCUCACUGAUGAUACAUUCUCAGAUUCAUCUUCAUCAUAUCACACUGGAAAAUAUGUAUUUAGAACAAGAUAAUGGAUAAGAGUAAAUGUUUAGGAGUUUAUGGAUGACUUAGAGGCAAGUGAAGGAGUAUUGGACCUGAUCAAACUUCCUGUUUACAUUUUAUGAAGGGAACAAAUCAGAGAGAGAUUAACCAAAAGAUCCUGCUUGACUCAGAAGAGACUAAAUCUCUGUUGUGUGAAGCUUCAGUCAGAGAUGAAACUCUGAACGUCACAGGCAGAGAGGGAGGAACUGAUGUUUGCGUCUUCUUCUGAGCAGCAGCAGGUUUGAUACACCGGAGACAGGAGAUGUUUCAGAGCAGAGAAGUCACACUGCAAGAGAAAAAAGAAAGAAUAUACGAGAGCAAGACAAUCUACAGUAUGAUAAAGGUAUGUUAAGAUACAUAUAUUAGUGAUCUCUGAGUGAAGUCAGAAUCAACCCCCUGUUCCAGCUGAGCCUCAGAGAUCUUGUGAAUGUGCUUCACAUAAAGAGGCAGUGCUCUAAGUUCACUAACGUCAACUCUUCCUCCUGAAGGUGAUGUUUGUUUUCUCUUUUAACGUCCUGUGUUAAAGAAACCUCACCAGGAUGAGGAUGUGAGGAUGUGAGGAGGGUUGUUUACUCACUAAAAAGAAGAUGGAAGGAUCACUUUGCUUCAAUUGUACAUUUUUUGCAUUGAAUUUGUCCAUCACUGAAAUUUAUUUGGAAAAAAUCUGAAUGCAAAUUAAAGAUGAGCUUGAAACUUUUUUUAAAAA
Notolabrus celidotus (New Zealand spotty) is the source of this 2576-nucleotide messenger RNA. RefSeq names its product butyrophilin-like protein 1. Lineage: Eukaryota; Metazoa; Chordata; Actinopteri; Labriformes; Labridae. The transcript has 7 exons. The record is from RefSeq and is a predicted model, not a curated record. The coding region runs from base 115 to 1560 and encodes 481 amino acids.